Messenger RNA from Pogona vitticeps (central bearded dragon), 3194 nucleotides. RefSeq names its product ATP binding cassette subfamily F member 3 (gene ABCF3). Lineage: Eukaryota; Metazoa; Chordata; Lepidosauria; Squamata; Agamidae. The record is from RefSeq and is a predicted model, not a curated record. Gene Ontology annotation, molecular function: ATP hydrolysis activity; ATP binding.
GGCCCACCAGAGAGGCCCAGCGGCCGGGCGGCGAUGGCGGCCUCCUGCGCGGACAUCCUGCGGAGGGAGUUCCCGGAACUCGACGGGGAGAUGUUCGAUUACGUGACCGGAGUCCUGCACAGUGGCAGCUCGGACUUCGAGUCAGUGGACGAUCUGUUUGAAGCAGUCGGGGAACUCCUGCAGGAUGUGUCCAGAGACUCCAAAGACGAUGAGGACAUCCGCGCGAUCUGCCAGCGGAUGUACAACACCCUUCACUUGGACAGCGAAAAUGCGCAGGCCAACAGGCAGCUGCUCUUAGAUGCCCCAAUUCAGCUUUCUCAGAUCACUGACAGUUGCGAGUCCGGCUUGGAAAUGCUGCCGGGGCUGCUGCUGAAGAGAGACCAGAAUUCGAUGGUGAAUACCAAGAAGCUGGAGAAAGCAGAAGCUCGCAUCAAAGCAAAGCAGAUCAAGAAGCAGGAGCGAGAUGCCACCAAGUCUGGCAACCCACUGGUACUCGAAGAGGCGACGGCCAGCCAAGCUGCUAGCAAGAAGGAGACUCGGCUAGAGACGUCAGGCAAGAACAAGUCCUACGAUGUGCGCAUUGAAAACUUUGAUGUGUCCUUUGGUGAGCGGGUCCUCCUCACAGGUGCCGAUUUGAACCUGGCGUAUGGCCGGCGGUAUGGCCUGGUGGGCCGGAAUGGACUGGGCAAAACCACCUUGUUGAAGAUGAUUGCGAGCCGCAGCUUGCGCAUCCCCUCGCACAUUAGCAUUCUCCACGUGGAGCAGGAAGUAGCGGGGGAUGACACGCCAGCCCUGCAGAGCGUCCUGGAGUGUGACACCACCCGGGAAAGUUUGCUGAAGGAAGAGAAGGAGUUAACAGCCAAGGUCAAUUCUGGAAGGGCAGAAGGCACAGAAGGCGCCCGGUUGUCCGAAAUCUAUGCUAGGCUGGAAGAGAUUGAAGCAGACAAGGCCCCAGCGAGAGCAUCAGUCAUUCUGGCUGGACUGGGAUUCAAUGCAAAGAUGCAACAACAGACAACCAAAGAGUUCUCAGGAGGCUGGAGAAUGAGAUUGGCUUUAGCACGUGCCCUCUUUGCAAGGCCUGACCUCCUCCUGCUUGAUGAGCCGACCAACAUGUUGGAUGUGAGGGCAAUCAUCUGGCUGGAGAACUAUCUGCAGACUUGGCAGUCGACCAUCCUGGUGGUGUCUCACGAUCGGAACUUCCUCAAUGCCGUGGCCACCGAUGUUAUUCACCUGCACUCGCAGAGGCUAGACAGCUAUCGUGGCGAUUUUGAGAACUUCGUCAAGAUCAAAGAAGAGCGGCUAAAGAACCAGCAGCGCGAGUAUGAGGCCCAGCAGCAAUACCGGGAACACAUCCAGGUGUUUAUUGAUCGAUUUCGCUAUAAUGCAAACCGGGCAUCCCAAGUACAGAGCAAACUCAAACUGCUGGAGAAGCUGCCCAAGCUGAAGCCUGUGGACAAAGAGUCUGAAGUGAUAAUGAAGUUCCCAGAUGGCUUUGAGAAGUUUUCUCCCCCCAUCUUGCAGUUGGAUGAAGUUGACUUUUACUAUGAGCCCGAUAACUACGUUUUCCGCUCCCUCUCGGUCUCAGCGGACCUCGAGUCUCGCAUCUGCGUGGUAGGAGAGAAUGGAGCUGGCAAAUCCACUAUGUUGAAGAUCCUGAUGGGGGACCUUGCACCUGUGCGGGGGAUUCGGCAUGCUCACAGGAACCUUAAAGUUGGCUAUUUCAGCCAGCACCAUGUGGAUCAGCUAGAUCUGGACAUCAGUGCCACCGAGUUACUAGCCAAGAAGUUCCCAGGGAAGACCGAGGAGGAGUACCGGCAUCAGUUGGGGUGCUAUGGCGUAUCUGGAGAGCUGGCCGUCCGCCCUGUGGCCACCCUGUCUGGAGGCCAGAAGAGCAGAGUGGCUUUUGCGCAGAUGACCAUGCCUUGUCCCAACUUCUAUAUUCUGGAUGAACCGACCAACCACCUUGACAUGGAGACUAUCGAGGCUCUGGCGAAGGCGCUCAACAAAUUCCGGGGUGGUCUAAUUCUGGUUUCCCAUGACGAACGUUUCAUCCGCCUGGUGUGCGAGGAGCUAUGGGUCUGCGGGAACGGCACUGUACAACGCAUUGACGGUGGCUUUGACGAGUACAGAAACAUCCUGCAAGAGCAGUUCCGGAAAGAGGGGUUUCUAUAAAACCGGUGCCCCGACUGCGUGCAUGAGCUGGUUUGGAGCAGGCCUCGUCCUUACCUGAUGGUGCAGCUGGGGAUUUCCCCUACAUCGUGUGAACGUGGGCUGUGAACGAUCGAUCUCCUUCGGGUUAACCCUUCCGCCCCCUUCCCAGAAACCAACAACGGCUGGGAAUUGCAGAGCGAGGGGGUUAAGGAAAGUGAAUGGGCCGGCUCCCUGCGCUGCUGGAUCUGUGUCAAGUCUCUGCUGGGCAGGGGCCCAAGGACAGUCCUGAAGGAGGUGGGGUACCUUGAGUGUUGCUUUAGAGGAGUGGAACGGGGAGGGGAGGGGGCCCUCUGCGGCAGGCAAUUCCCCUCUUCCUCGCCGCUUGUCCAUUUGUGGAAUUGGACUUGCUGCUGUCAUGAUCAAUGAGCAUAGAAAGGUUGCUUGGGUGAACAUGCUGCUCGGUGCUGCACACUUGAGGACUCUCUCAAAGAAAUAGGUAGGGAUGCCUGACCCACCUUUGAAGUUGGCAUGGUGAGGAGUUUUCCUUCUUUCCUGCCAUCCCACUUGCUGUGAAAACACACAAGCCGGGUCCUCUUGGACAAGCACUUCUCUCACGACUUAGGCUUACAUUUCACUUUUCUUUCCAGGAGGUAAUGCUUCUGUACACUGAGGAAGGAGCCCAUUCUUACCCCCUUUUACCCUUAGCUGUGAUCUUGAGGGAGGGUAGACAAGGGAUCAGCCACACUUCCCUCGUGGUGGUGGUGGUGGAGGAGGACAUGCAGCAGCAAGUCAUCCUGUCUUGUCAGAAGGUGCAGUUCUUGACUCUUCUGCUGUUGGCACCUUGUAUCUUAGGGACGAUCCACACACCUGCACCAGUCUCUGGAUUUCUACAAGUCCGGGUUCUAAACGUUCUAUGUUCUGCCCCAGCAAACGCACCGUGUCUGGGUAAUUAAAAGAGAAAGGUUUUAUCUUGCAAUGUAAACUUUCAACUCACUCUUCAUCAGCAUUGAGGUUGCUGUGUAAAUAAAACGGGAUCUCUCUGA